Molecule: messenger RNA, 2200 nt
Organism: Stylophora pistillata
Lineage: Eukaryota; Metazoa; Cnidaria; Anthozoa; Scleractinia; Pocilloporidae
Product: alpha-aminoadipic semialdehyde dehydrogenase
Molecular function (GO): aldehyde dehydrogenase (NAD+) activity
Source: RefSeq, a predicted model, not a curated record
GCCCCCCAAAAUCACGUGGGUUCUUUUCAGCUGGGAUUCAAAAUGGCGGAGGGAGGUUUGUUGAUUGAAGAAGAAAAAUACGCGUGGUUAAAAGAUCUGGGACUCAAAGCUGAAAACAAUGGUGUUUUUAAUGGCUCUUGGGGCGCUAGAGGAGAGACUGUAACGUCUGUGUGUCCUUCUAAUGGGCGACCGAUUGCAAGAGUUCGUCAAGGUUCUUUAGAAGACUACAAUGAUUCAGUGAAGCUUGCAAAGGAUGCCUGGAAGUCUUGGGCCAUGACGCCUGCUCCAAAGCGGGGAGAAAUCGUUCGUCAGAUUGGCCAGGCACUGAGGGGUAACUUGGAAAACCUCGGAAAACUGGUUGCUCUUGAAGUUGGCAAGAUCAAACCAGAAGGUAUUGGUGAGGUUCAGGAGUAUGUUGACAUUUGUGAUUAUGCUGUUGGUCUUUCAAGGAUGAUUGAUGGAAAAGUUCUCCCCUCAGAACGUCCUGGUCACACGCUUCUUGAGCAGUGGAAUCCAGUUGGCUUGGUAGGAAUCAUUACAGCAUUUAAUUUUCCUGUGGCUGUUUUUGGCUGGAACAGCAGUAUCAGCAUGGUGUGCGGAAAUGUUAAUCUUUGGAAGGGUGCCCCAUCAACUCCCUUGACAAGUGUUGCUGUUACAAAGAUUGUCAGUGAGGUAUUAGCUCAGAACUCAGUACCUGGAGCUGUUUGCUCCCUUGUCUGUGGUGGGGCAGACAUUGGGCAAGCUAUGGCAGAGGAUGAGAGAGUAGAUUUGGUGUCUUUUACAGGAAGUACACAGGUUGGGCAGAAGGUUGGCACAACUGUGCAAAACAGAUUUGGGAGAAAAAUAUUGGAACUUGGGGGAAACAAUGCCAUUAUUGUAAUGGAUGAUGCAGACUUAAACCUUGCCAUUCCUUCAGUUUUGUUUGCAUCAGUGGGUACUGCUGGGCAGAGGUGUACCACAACAAGAAGACUGACAGUACAUGAAGAUAUUCAUGAUGAUGUUGUAGAGCGUUUAAAGAAGGCCUAUGCUCAAGUCAGAAUUGGUGAUCCUCUUGAAGCGGACACUCUGUAUGGUCCAGUUCACUCUGAGAUGGCAGUGGAUAUUUACAAAAAGGCUGUGGAUGAUGCUCAGAAGCAGGGAGGAAAGAUUGUGCAUGGUGGAAAGGUGUUAGAAAAGCCUGGUUUUUAUGUGGAGCCCACAAUUGUGACUGGUUUGGCCCAUGAUGCUGAGAUAGUACAAAGGGAAUCUUUUGUUCCUGUUCUGUAUGUUGUCAAGUGCAAGAGCUUUGAAGAGGCUGUUGGGUAUAACAAUGAAGUUAAGCAAGGCCUGUCCAGUAGUAUUUUCACAAAAGACAUUGGAAAGGUGUUCAACUGGAUGGGGCCCUUAGGUUCAGACUGUGGCAUCGUCAAUGUUAAUAUUCCUACAAGUGGAGCAGAGAUUGGAGGUGCAUUUGGUGGUGAGAAACACACUGGAGGAGGCCGUGAAUCUGGAAGUGAUGCUUGGAAAGCAUACAUGAGGAGGUCAACAUGUACAAUUAACUUCAGCAAAGAGCUUCCUCUUGCACAAGGUAUCAAGUUUGGUUAAUGAUUGCAGCUGUAGCUUAAAACGACGUGUCCAAGGAAAACAACAACAAAUAAUUGGACUAAAAAAGACCAAAACAGGUUCACACAGUUGGUCAGGAGCAUGGAAAAAAGAACUUGUUAGGGUGACUAAAAUGUAAUUAACCUAGUAAUUACAUGUAGUACUAUGUUACAAUCACUACUUAAAGGAAAUAUUUAAACAUUUUAAAUUAAAGGUUGUAUUCAAGUACUGAAAGUGCAGGUUUAGGAAGAACUGGUCUCAGAUGUUCAAAGGGUGCCAGAUGAUACUAUCCACAUGAUAGCAUCAUCUGAAAGAGUUGAGAUCUGAUCAAAGAAACUUGAAUAAGCCUAUUGUACCAACAGUAGUGCCAUUUGUUAGUAAUUAAAAGUACAAUGUUUGAGUGAAAUAAUUGCAGGGCAUGUGACUGGGUAAUAUUUCCUUGUUUUAAAAUUAUUUCCUGAACUUUGCUGAACUUAAAGUUUGAACCUUGUGGACCUGUCAAAAGUUAGUCAGUGAUUUUGAUAAAAUGUUGACUUUUGUUGAGUGAAAGAGUACUUAGCACAUUUUACUUAAUGUCAAGUUUUUCCAUGACAAUAAAAUUCAACACACUUGAACUGUC